Molecule: messenger RNA, 5151 nt
Organism: Periophthalmus magnuspinnatus
Lineage: Eukaryota; Metazoa; Chordata; Actinopteri; Gobiiformes; Gobiidae
Product: UDP-glucuronosyltransferase 2C1-like
Exons: 11
Coding region: 1393-3009 (538 amino acids)
Molecular function (GO): UDP-glycosyltransferase activity
Source: RefSeq, a predicted model, not a curated record
AAUUUUUUUAAGGCGGUAACUUUAAGAUUUUCCAGUGUGUUGUGGAGUAAAGCAGGUCAUUUGAGGAGAACUUGAUGACAUCACGAGGUGGAACAAAAUAUAGAACCUUUAAAGCUGCACUAUGUAACUUUUCUGGCAGUUCUCACUUGUCUCCGUGGAGAUUUACACCACAGCAGUUAAACAGUACGACAUUAAACAUUCUGUCUUUCUUUUGCGUUUAUUUAGUUAUAGUCGUUUUAAUCGCUUGUAAAUACUCUGUCAGGCUUAUUCCUGACUGGGCUCGCCUCUCCACAGACCUGGCUGGCUGUAACUCGUGUAAUCACCUGCUCGUUGCCAUGGAGACCGAUAGGUUUAAUGCCGUACGCAAAAUGACAUUAAACAUUCUAACUAUGUUGCGUUUGUUCAGUUAUAGUCGUUUUAAUCGCUUGUAAAAACCUCGUCAGGCUUAUUCCGGAGUGGGCUCGCCUCUCCACAGACCUGGCUGGCUGUAACCCGUGUAAUCGCCUGCUCGUUUCCGUAGAGAUGGAUCGGUUUAAUGCCGUAUGGUGGGACAUUCCAGGCAAAGCGAUAAGUGUCUCCGCUGGAAAAGUUACACAGUGCGGCUUUAAUGUGAAGUCUGAGCGUGUUUCUGGUCGGGUGAGACGCGGCACAUCGAUCGCGGCGUCCUGUCCGUGCAGUGCGUUGCUCAAGGGCACGACGGCAGUGAAAGGAGCGCUCUGAAAACCCCGAUUCUUCUUCUUCAGAGUCUGAUCUAAACCAGCUCCUGCUUCAUCUCUGUCCUUUUAGAAACACUUGAGCUCGUGUUUCAGGAGCUGAAACGGGGCACGUGCAGCUUGUUGUUGACUUUCGUCUUGGCGUCGCGUGGGUGUGGCCAACCGCUCGACUUUUCCUCUCGUUCUUUCCUCCCACGCGGGAUUAUUCCCACAGGAGAAGUUCAGAACAGGCAGUAAAGUCUCACGUGGCUGGAGUCGUUUUCAUGUCCAAAAGUCCGUGGUGUUUGUCUUUAGUUCUGCGCUGGAGGACGGAGCGACUCUGUUUUUGGGGGAAACUUACGGAGAAAAACGAGGAGGAAGAACUGAAGAACUGAGGAGCUGAGGAGCUGAGGAGCUGAGGAAAGAAAGUGCAGAGGAAACAUGAGAGGAGCGCCGGGAAACAGGGGAGGAAUGUGAAGAGGAAUUUAACUCUGCCGGAGCUGUGCUGAGCCCUGGCUCCUCCAACACACACCUGCGGCUCAUCAGGGUAAUCACCACCACCUGCUGCCGUGGAUAAGAGGAGCCAGGACCUGACACUCGGGGCCAGAUCGUCCGCGUGUCUCACACCUGGUCACCUGGACCGUCCCGGCGUCCGUGCUCCCGGCUCUGCUCCGGCCCAGUCUCUUCUUCCCGUCUCACGAUGGCGUCCCCGCUCCUGUCUGCGGUCUCGGUCCAGGUCUCAGUCCUGGUUUUGGUCGGGUUCCUGGUCGGUCCGGCCUCGGGGGGGAACAUCCUGGUGUUUCCGGGCGAGUUCAGUCACUGGUUAAAUAUGAAGAGUUUGGUGGAAGAACUGCACCGAAGGAACCACUCGAUCAGCAUCAUCGUCCCCACGGGCAGCCCCUCUGUCCCCUACAACAGCACCCAGAGACGGGACAGAUUCAACUUUAUAGUGUUUGAGGUUCCCUUCACGUCGUCGGACUAUAAGUCGUUCCUGGAGGAGUUCAUGCACUUCUCCAUGUACGAGUCGGCCGGCGCCUCCUUGUGGACCAAAGUGUCGGUGGGUUUCUCGUGGCUGCGGCGUUCUCUGGUCAUGCAGAAGCAGACGUGUAACGGCCUGGUCCGGAACGCCGCGCUGAUGUCACGGUUACGAGACGCCAAGUUCGACCUGGUGCUGUGGGACCCCAUGAGUCACUGUGGGGAGGUGGUGGCUCAGCUGCUGCAGCUCCCCCUAGUGGCCUCGCUCAGGUUCACGUUUGGCGCUGUGAUCGAGCGCCACUGUGGCCACGCCCACUUACCCCCGAGCUACGUCCCGUCGUCUCCUCUGCCCUACAGCGACGUCAUGACCUUCGGCGAGAGGACGACCAGUCUCCUGAUCAACCUCCUGAGCUCCACGCUGUCCGUCCUCUUCUGGAGAAUCUCCCUGGACGGAUUCUACUCAGACAUCCUGGGACAGUCCACCACCGUGUGUGAGACGAUCGGACGAACGGACCUGUGGCUCAUCAGGACGUACUGGGACAUCGAGAGUCCCAGGCCCCUCCCCCCAAACUUCCGCUACGUGGGCGGGCUCCACUGCAAACCGGCCAAUCCGCUGCCGAAGGAUCUGGAGGAGUUCGUGACCUCGGCCGAUUCUGGAGUCGUGGUCGUCACGUUCGGCUCCAUGGUCAACAACCUGACGACAGAGCGCGCCGAGGUCAUCGCCACCGCACUCGCCCAGAUCCCACAGAAGGUGAUCUGGAGGUACAGUGGACCGACUCCUCGUUCUCUGGGACCAAACACUAAACUUCUCCACUGGAUUCCUCAGAACGACCUCCUCGGCCACCCUCAGACUCGCGCCUUUGUGGCCCACGGCGGCACUAACGGUCUGUACGAGUCGCUGUUCCACGGCGUGCCUAUAGUGGGCAUACCGCUGUUCGGCGACCAGUCGGAUAACCUGGCCCGCGUGAGCCGCAGAGGGGGCGGAGUCGUGCUCGACUUCAACUCUAUGACAUCACAGGAAAUGACGUCAGCCAUCAAUGAGGUCAUCAAUAAUCCCAGCUACAAACAGAGCAUACUCAGAGCGUCGGCCGUGCACAGGGACCGUCCCCUCACUGCCCUGCAGGAGGCGGCGUUCUGGGUGGAGUUUGUCCUGAGGAACGGGGCGUCUCACCUGCGUCUGGCGUCCUACGAGCUCAACUGGUUCCAGUACUACAGUCUGGACGUCGCCGCCUUCCUGCUCGUCGUCACGGCAACCGCCAUCGCCAUCACGGCAACGGUCGUCAGGAAGGGACUGAGACUAGUGCGAAGAACGGUCCGAGGAUCAAGACCGCAUCAGGACUGAGAGAAAACCAGGACUGAACCAGGACUGAACCAGGACCAAACCAGGACUGAACCAGGACUGAACCAGGACUAAACCAGGACUAAACCAGGACUGAACCAGGACUAAACCAGGACUGAACCAGGACUAAACCAGGACUGAAUCAGGACUAAACCAGGACUAAACCAGGACAGAACCAGGACUGAACCAGGACUAAACCAGGACUAAACCAGGACAGAACCAGGACUAAACCAGGACUGAAUCAGGACUAAACCAGGACUGAACCAGGACUAAACCAGGACUGAACCAGGACUGAACCAGGACUGAACCAGGACUGAACCAGGACUGAACCAGGACUAAACCAGGACUGAACCAGGACUGAACCAGGACCGAACCAGGACUAAACCAGGAUUUAACCAAGUCUGAACCAGGACUAAACCAAGUCUGAACUAGGACUGAACCAGGACAGAACCAGGACUGAACCAGGACUGAACCAGGACUGAACCAGGACUGAACCAGGACUAAACCAGGAAUGAACCAGGACUAAACCAGGACUGAACCAGCACUGAACCAGGACUAAACCAGGACCAAACCAGGACUAAACUGGGACUGAACCAGGACCAGAAAAUAUAAAAAAAUGCUCGUUUAAAUGUGUAACUUUCUGAGCCAUCUGUUUUUGUAUUCUUGUUUAUCUGUAAUGUUCCAUAGAGCAGCAUUAUUUUUAUCUAAAAUUGAUACAGUUACAGAUGUUUUUAUUGAUCAGAAAAACAGGCAUUUUUACUGUGACUGGGGCCACCUCUCCACAGAUAUGACCUGUAACUGUCCUGGUGACAUUCUGCUGUGCACGACCAGUCAAAAGUUUGGACACACGUCUCAUUCAGUGUUUGUUUUUUGUUUUUUUUCUACUUUCUACAUUUUACAUACACAAAGAAGACACUGAAUAUAUGAAGUAAUGUCACACUUCAUAUAUUUGAUGUCUUCUGUGUAUAAUGUAUAAAAUAUAGUAAAAAUUUAAGAAAAGAAACUAAACUUUUGACGGGUCGCACAUGUCUCAGUUCAAUUAAAUUAAUUUUUGUAAGAACCAAAGUCACAGCAGCGUCGCCUCUUUGAGCUGAACAUAAUUUAAAAAACGGAAAGUUAGAAAAUCAACAAUGAAACAGAAACAAAGUAAUCAACAGAAAAUAAGCAAAUGGAGACGUGUCCCAGAGCGCCCCCUGUCCUUAGACUCUCCUUCUCGGCGAAGAUAAAAUCAUGUCAUGUCAUCUUCAGUAAAAUACUUAGUUUUACUCGAGUACAAAGUGGCCUCAGAAAUUCCUCAUGUGAAUAAAACAAAACAAAAAUCAUAUCUGAAACGUUCUAAAAGGAUGAAAAGUGUUGGACAGAGGGGACAUCCUUGCCUUGUUCCCUGUGAAAUGUUAAAACCCAGACAUUUCUAACCCACAUCCAUGAACUACACAAACACAGAUCUAUAUUUAACAUCAGCCAAAACCAAGAGAAACCAGGUCUAAACCAGGUCUAAACCAGGUCUAAACCAGGUCUAAACCAGGUCUAAACCAGGUCUAAACCAGGUCUAAACCAGGUCUAAACCAGGUCUAAACCAGGUCUAAACCAGGUCUAAACUAGGUCUAAACUAGGUCUAAACCAGGUCUAAACCAGGUCUAAACCAGGUCUAAACCAGGUCUAAACCAGGUCUAAACCAGGUCUAAACCAGGUCUAAACCAGGUCUAAACCAGAUCUAAACCAGAUCUAAACCAGGUCUAAACCAGGUCUAAACCAGGUCUAAACCAGGUCUAAACCAGGUCUAAACCAGGUCUAAACCAGGUCUAAACUAGGUCUAAACUAGGUCUAAACCAGGUCUAAACCAGGUCUAAACCAGGUCUAAACCAGGUCUAAACCAGGUCUAAACCAGGUCUAAACCAGGUCUAAACCAGGUCUAAACCAGGUCUAAACUAGGUCUAAACUAGGUCUAAACCAGGUCUAAACCAGGUCUAAACCAGGUCUAAACCAGGUCUAAACCAGGUCUAAACCAGGUCUAAACCAGGUCUAAACCAGGUCUAAACCAGGUCUAAACUAGGUCUAAACCAGAUGAAGACCUGGACCUGGACGUGUGGGAUGGACCAGGUGAGGGUCAUGGACAAAGUCUUUGGACUAAAUUAGUGAAGCGUU